AUGAAACUCGUCGUAUUUAGCACAAAGCCCUAUGACAGGAGGUUUUUCGAAGCCGCGCGCGAAACGAAAGAGUACUCCAACAUUGAGAUGGUGUACCACGAGGUGUCUCUGACCGAGGACACCGUCCCUCUGUCACAAGGUGCCGACGGGGCAUGCGUUUUCGUGAACGACUCCCUGAGCAGCGCUGUCAUAGAGAAGCUAGCAGGCACUGGGGUUCGGUUUAUCCUUUUGCGAUGCGCUGGCUUUAACAACGUGGACCUGGACGCUGCUGAGAAGCACGGUAUCGCGGUAGCCAACGUGCCAUCGUACUCGCCCGAGGCUGUUGCGGAGUUUGCCGUGGCCAUGAUUCAAACAUUGAAUCGAAACACGCACAGGGCCUACAACAGGGUGCGGGAAGGCAACUUCUCGCUUGACGGACUGCUGGGUCGGACGCUCCACGGUAAGACGGUCGGCUUCGUGGGAACCGGCAGAAUCGGCGUCGCCACAGCUCGCAUCAUGAGGGGAUUCGGCUGCCGAAUCCUUGCCCACGAUCCGUUUCCCUCGGCGGCUUUUGAGGAGAUUGGUGAAUACAAAAGCCUCGAGGAGCUUCUGCCGCUGUGCGAUAUUGUCAGUCUUCACUGCCCAUUGAUGGAUGCAACACGCCACAUCAUCAACGAUGACACACUCGGCAAGAUGAAGAAGGGCGCCAUGCUGGUCAAUACAUCCAGAGGGGGUCUCGUCGAUACCAAGGCAGCGCUGAGGGCCUUGAAGAGCAAACAUCUUGGGGGGCUGGCGCUUGAUGUGUACGAAGGUGAAGGGUCACUCUUCUACGACGACCAUUCUGGUGAUAUUAUCCACGACGACGUCUUGAUGCGCCUGACCACAUUUCACAAUGUUUUGGUUUGCGGGCACCAGGCCUUUUUCACUGAGGAGGCUCUGGAGGAAAUUGCCAAGUGCACCUUUCGCAAUGCUCAAGAGCUUGCUGGAGGCGGCAAGUGCACCAAUAUGCUGACCAAAGGCUUGGUUCUGAAACAGCAGGGGACUCUGCCGGUUAGGACUGUUUGA
This is a messenger RNA of Ustilaginoidea virens, 1044 nucleotides long. RefSeq lists its product as uncharacterized. Gene Ontology annotation, molecular function: D-lactate dehydrogenase (NAD+) activity; NAD binding. The transcript has a single exon. Bases 1 to 1044 code for a protein of 347 amino acids. NCBI's taxonomy places the organism in Eukaryota, Fungi, Ascomycota, Sordariomycetes, Hypocreales, Clavicipitaceae. The record is from RefSeq and is a predicted model, not a curated record.